Esox lucius (northern pike) is the source of this 1251-nucleotide messenger RNA. Its product is annotated as signaling lymphocytic activation molecule-like. The transcript has 6 exons. NCBI's taxonomy places the organism in Eukaryota, Metazoa, Chordata, Actinopteri, Esociformes, Esocidae. The record is from RefSeq and is a predicted model, not a curated record. The coding region runs from base 480 to 1109 and encodes 209 amino acids.
UUGUAAACAGUAUUUAUUUUGAAAUUGCUUUGUUAGAAAAAAGUACAUAUAAAAAAACAACCCAUGGUUUAAUUUAAAGAUCUAAGUACAUGAGUGUAGACUAAAGGAACCCAAAACUGAGUACAUGAGUGCAGACAACCCCUCCAGGUGUGAAAGCAGCUGCUUGGGACCCCUCGGUGGCUGCCACGGCUUGGGACCCCUUGGUGGCUGCCACGGCUUGGGACCCCUCGGUGGCUGCCACGGCUUGGGACCACUCGGCGGACUCCAUUGCGCCCCGGAUUCUUUUUUAUCUGGUUGUAGGGUUGGUGGCUGGGGUUCCUUCAGGGCUGGCGUUGCACCUGGCUGGCUCCAGGACUGGCGUCAGUGGGUGACGGAAGGGAUAAUCCUCUUCGCUGUUGGGAAUAGGACCAGCCAAGGAGCUCCCUACAAUUGAACACUGCUGCGUCAUUUUCUGAUCACUUGUUCUGUCACGGCUUCGUAUGGUGCAGGCAGGACACAGGAGCAGAGCUCCAGUGUCUGCCCCUUAUAUCAGACACAAAACACAGAGUCUCUCAUUGGCCAGCCCGUUAAAACAAGAGAGCUGUUCAGUGGUGUGCACUGUGAAGAACGGAAGAGACGUGACCCUGUCAUGGUACAGAGGAGAGGAGAGAAUCAACCAGACCAGCAACCCAGAUACCAACAAAACUCUCUUUUUACCUCUGGAGGUAAAAGUGGAUAAUGACAUUUACAGCUGUGUGGCUAACAAUCCUGUCAGUGACCAGACAAUCAAACUCAGCAUUGAGGAGCACUGUCAGCCACAUUCAGGUCCAACUGAACCGCCGUCAACAACUGUAAACAAAUAUGUCCUGCCUGGGCUGCUGAUAACAGUUUGCUUUAUGACAGUUGGGUUACUGGUAUGGAUAAACGGGAAAAACUGUGACUUAAAACAUCAAGAUACUACUGAUAUAAUCUAUAAAGAUGUCCAACUGUUAUGGAAUACAAAUACAUUACAUUCGACAACAAGGAUGAGAGGUACAGAUGAAGACAGUCACCUGUUAUACCAGCAGCCACCGUUGAUCAGUGUUCUUCACACUAGGGAGACAUCAGCAAUAGGAAUCGUGGAAUGUUGAGUCACUGUGGAUGACAGAAUCUGGGAACAACAGAGAGCAAAGUGAUAUUGAAGACAAUUGAAAAUUAUCCUUGGAUCCUCCCUGGAUGAGAUGCUGUUGGGAGGACCAUACUACUAUGACUAUGGGGGAGUUGGAGGCCCUG